AGUGGGAGCGCUGAUAGGUCGGAAAGAUACAGUAUCGGCUCCGAGGGAGAGACAGAAGGAGAGACAGUAACCGCUCAGACCCUGCACCAUGGACUUCUGUAUAGUUGCGCUUUUGGCUUUUUUCUCCGCGCUUUACAGCGUUCAGGCGCUGCUGCCCGAAGCCGUGUGCCUCCUUCAGGUGGACGAGGGAACCUGCAGCGGAGAGAUUGAGCGCUAUUAUUACAACACCAUCACCCAAAAGUGCGAGGUCUUUUACUAUAGUGGCUGCCAAGGCAACGCCAACAACUUCAGGAGUUACCAGGAGUGCCAGAAAACUUGCUUCAGAAUUCCAAAGAUUCCCCAGAUCUGCAGGUUCCCCAAAGACGAAGGACCCUGCCGUGCCAACCUGCCUCGCUACUUCUUCAACAUGACCACAAUGCGGUGCGAGACCUUUCACUACGGAGGCUGUUAUGGGAACCAUAAUCGCUUCAGUGACCGAACAUCCUGCAAGGAGUACUGCAUUCCAAGAAAAACUGUUCCCGUGCUCUGCCUGGACCCACUGGACAAAGGGAAAUGCUCAGCCUCCAUCACACGUUACUACUACAACAAGGCCACCAAAAUGUGUGAGGAGUUCACCUACUCUGGCUGCGGGGGCAGCAGCAACAACUUUGUCUCCAAGCGAAACUGCAUGGAAGUGUGUGUAAAAGGAGAGAAAAAGCACACGGGCCAAGGAAUGAUUCGCCGCUUGAGACGGAAUAAAAAUAAUUCCAUCUUUGUUGUACGCAAACGUGUCUGAAAUUUGGUCUGACAGAUGCUGUGUUGGCCAAGAGCCUCUCUAUGGAAACUAGUCAUGUGACUUUAAUGGCCUUUAACAACACACACAUACUCAUUUUGACAGUAUUUGUAAAGAGUAAAAAAGUGUUUUAAUGUAUAUAAUACUGUUCAUAUUGUUUAUUUCUACUGCAGUAAUGUUACUGGACUGUAUUUUGAUACUGUAUGUGAUGUUUUGUAUAGAUUUAAUAUGACUAUUCCUACUUGGAUAGACUACAAAGAAGGUUUUCUGCUUUUUUUGCACUUUUUUGCUGCUGCUGCCAAUACAAAACUGUGAGUUUUAUUAAAUACCGUCACUACUGGAUUUUUUCCUUUAUUGUGCCAUGUUUAUAAAAAUGUAUAAACACACAUAGAGAGCUGGUGUUCUCAAAAGGGGCUGCGCGAUGCGGUACUGCAGGGGAUGUGAAAUUUGUAUUUUUAAUAUUUUGCAUGUAUAUAAUAAAACAUAAGCAUUUCA
Molecule: messenger RNA, 1267 nt
Organism: Cynoglossus semilaevis (tongue sole)
Lineage: Eukaryota; Metazoa; Chordata; Actinopteri; Pleuronectiformes; Cynoglossidae
Gene: tfpi2
Product: tissue factor pathway inhibitor 2
Exons: 5
Coding region: 89-775 (228 amino acids)
Biological process (GO): negative regulation of peptidase activity
Cellular component (GO): extracellular region
Molecular function (GO): serine-type endopeptidase inhibitor activity
Source: RefSeq, a predicted model, not a curated record